UUGUGACUCUGAUUAUGGUUAUUAUUAGCAAUGAUGUGAUAGCUGUACGUGGUGUAAACAAAUAAAAUAUCUGUAUUGACUAAUAGCAUAUAAGGAGGAGUGCAGUGCUGCCAGCAUCAGUUUAACCAGCAGAGCUUCCAUUGUUCUCUGUACUGACAUGUGUGAGCAUUUAUACUGGCAGGUGGAGGAUGUUACACCAUCACAACAUUUUAAACAGUGUUGAAUCUUUGCUGCAGGUUUGAUCUCACAGAUAAAUGACCAAUGUUACCUUCUGUAUCUAAUAGAUUAUUGGAUUGAUUAAACAGUUAUAAAUAUACAGUUAGUCUCUGGAUGCUGUGCCACAUACUGCUGAGUCAUUAAUGACACAGCAUGUUUUUGUUGCGUUAAUAUGACUUUCAUGUUUCUCUAUUAUAAAGGUUCAGAGUCGCUUACUUCACCCGACAGGUUGACUUGUUUUUAUUUUUAUCAGUGAGACACAUUAUAACAUCUCUGAGUCUUCAGUACUGAACAGAAAGUGAGACCGAGCACAAUUAGUUACAAACUGAGACUCAGAGUUUCUAUAGAAAUUAUCUAAAUACAAAGUUAUUUAGGUGAUGUGUUAAAGCAUGACAGGCACGCAAGCGUCAGAGUGGGAGUUCCCAUUACGUCAUCACGCCUUGGGACUUCAAACACUCUGGGGCUGAGGGUAAACCCAACCACGUGAUCUGGGUGGAGUUAACUCAGCUCUUAAAUAAAGAGCGAGUCAGCUUCGCAGGUCAUUCAUUCAGAGCGAAGCAGGCAGGGACUGAUCGGACUGCAGCUUUCCAGAAAAAAAACUUUCUUCAGUCAGAAAACGGAAUUUUUAAUCAUCGAUCAUGUCUCUGAACAACUUCUACUUUAAGGACUUUUCCUUUUUCUCACUCUGGACUUUUCUCCUGUGCUCGGCUUUGUCCGUCUGGACUCCCGUACAAGGUGAGGUUCUGGUGAUUGGUUCAGAUCUUCCAAUCGUCGCUGCUCCGGGUGAUGAUGUCAUCCUGCCGUGCCACCUGGCGCCCACGUUCGAUGUCCAGGGUCUGACGGUGGAGUGGUCCAAACCCGACCUGAAGCCCGACCCGUCGGACCGGCUGAGCCGAGUGGAGUACGUUCACCUGUACAGGGACAGGAAGGAGGUCCCCGACAUGAAGAUGGCCUCGUACUUCAGGAGGACGGAGCUGUUCAUGGACGACAUGAAACACGGGAACAUUUCACUGAAGAUCCUGAACGUGUCAGAGGAAGACAACGGCAGAUACAGAUGCUUCAUCCCCAAGCUGAGGAGCAGAGUGAAAGCUGCUGUUGUUGAACUUGUAGUCGAUUCAAACUUUGCUAAAACCUCAACGACAGAGACGCCGCUGCAAACUCCAGAUCCUCAGGACACGACUCCAACAAAUGGUCGAUCCAGUGUCACUGUGGUUCUUCUCAUCGCUUUUAUAUCGGCUGUAGCUGUUGCUGGUCUUAUUGUAUAUUUUUGCUGCCAUCAUCAGAAUCGAACUAAGCAUCCAGACGAUGAGACACAAAAACAACCACUACCAGUCUAGCUGCCUUGCUCAAAGGAGCGUUGGUGUUAAUGGAGCUGAGAGCAGCAGAGAUUUAUCUGUGCUGGAUCUUCAGUCACAUUGGGGAUUCAAACCAGCAUCCACAGGGUGACCCUCGGAGCUAGCUGCACUGAGAUCAUCAUAAGGUCACACCUACAAAAGGAUGUGAGCCUGAUUUGAACUUUGACCCCAGCUGGAGACUCGAGCCUCGUCCAGCUUAUUUAUCGAGCUCAUUUUCAAACAAAGAAAGUGUAGAACAAGGAAACCCAGAGUGGAAGAUCAGAGGAUGUAAACAGGAAAUAUUUCUUGGCUGCUGUCAGACUCUGGAGGAUCUGCUUGGAAACAUCAAGCAGUGAAACUGAUGGAUUUCCUCCUUCAGUACAAAACUGUGAAGUUCAGCCUGGAGAAGAAACACUCCUCUGCCUCACUGUCAGCGUGUUUAAUGAAUAUUAUUUAGUCUUUACCUCACUGGUUAAGGUGCACUUAAAUCUUUCAGUGACACCUCAAAGUGUCUCUGAUGGACAAAUUAAAAUGAAAAUUAAAACUGUUGGAAAAUCACCAGUAGACUGUGAAGUACCAGGAACAGGAUUUAUGGAGCUCACAAUAAGCGCUCUUGGUUUAUGCAAACAUUGUUUGUUAGUUGUCUGUUAACUUUAAUGUCUCAGAGAAACUGAACUAUAAGCUGAACACUUUAAGUAACUGCUGCACUUUAUAAACAGAAAGAAGCUGAUUUAUACUCCAGAUUUUUAAACUACAACUAAUUUAUUACAUUUACUGUGAAACUUCCUGCUGGUUGGGAGUCGAUGUUCAGACUUUAACGUCAUAGUCCGAUUUGUGACUUUGUGCUUUCGCUGCCUUUAAGUCAAAGUCAGUGUUUCGCUCACAGACAGAUGAGUGUGUGAUGAAACAAGCUUAAACUUCAACACGAGAAUAAAAAUAUUUAAAUACUGACCUGAAAGAGUUUCUUGGAUUCUUUGAUUUUCAGCCUCUUCUUGACAUUUUGUUACAAUUUGUGUGUUUUCUUGUUUUUACAACUAAAACCUCGUCCUAUUCAUAAUUAUUUAUUUAUUGUUGUCAUGUGUUGUUUCCUGUUUGCAUUUGAUGACGUUCUCUAUGAUGAUUUAAUCAAAUCAUCAAAAAUUUGAGUUUUUUCUUAGUUAGAUAUUAAAAUGAUCGACAGAGUUUACUGUUGUUGUUCUUGAAUAACAUCAGUAUUUGGUGAACAUGAUGAUGAAAUCAAAUAAAUCAGUAACAGUUUGUCA
Molecule: messenger RNA, 2812 nt
Organism: Oreochromis aureus
Lineage: Eukaryota; Metazoa; Chordata; Actinopteri; Cichliformes; Cichlidae
Product: CD276 antigen-like
Exons: 5
Coding region: 855-1553 (232 amino acids)
Source: RefSeq, a predicted model, not a curated record